AUGCUCAGCGAAAUAAUUUCUUCCCUCAACAUGAUUACUCAAACAGAAGUAGUUGAACAAAUUAUGCAAAAACUAGCAUUUGAAGUAGAAGCAGUUCCCAGAAACAAGUCAGAUCAUGUCACCAGUGUCUCUAAAAGCACACCAUUGAAUGUAAAAAUAAGAGUAAGGAAAAAAGACGAAGAUACAGCAGAAGAAUACGUAACAACAACUACAAAACACAUGAAAGGUUUACAAAGAGUGCGACUAGUGAGCAGUGAUCAAACGAUCCUGAAUUUCGAUGUUUUUAUGGAAGCAGAAUUUGAAAAAAAGCCACCACCGAAGAAAAUCCGUAAACAAAUUUUCGAGAUGCUAAAACCAGGGGUAUUUUUAGGAGCAUUGGAAGAUGAUGAUUACACUCACAUACCUAGUUCCUCAUAUAAUGCACCAAGUCAAACAACCAAAUCAGAUGGUACAUUAAAGCACACAUUUACACUGUCUAAAAACGUGUAUCAAGAUUACACAGUCUCUACGCAAUCAGGAGAACAAAAGUAUUUUUUUGGCAAAUGCAAACCAGGAGGAUGUUUAGACCCACCUUUUAGUGAAGAUACAUAUUCUUAUAAACCAACUAUGAAACCAGAUCCUAAAAAAAUAAUAGCUGAAAAAAGUGUUUCAAAUAAAGAAAAGACACCAGAAAAGGAAGUUGUUGAAAGCGAUACUGAUGGUAAUAAACAACCAAUACUUCGCAAUCGCGAAGACUCUAAAAAUGGAAGACAUAGUUCAAUAUUUGAUGGCAGCUUCUUCAAGAGAAAACCAAAGUCUAGUGAACAAUCCACAAAUACACAACCGCCAGAACAAAAGGAUUCAGUUGUUAACAUUUUCCAAGGAGACCCAUUGGUUAACUCCACAAGUGGUCAUUCCAAUUCUAUUAUAACUUACCCUCCAAAAAUGUCUAGUGAUUUAAAAGUUAAUGAGGAGAAAGUUAAAAGUCGGAGUCCCAGUGAAGAUAAACCAAGAAAAUCUUUCAAUGAACAUUCAGAAUCUUAUUUUAUUCCUCCAAAAGGCAUGAGUCGGGAUAAAGACAAUGAUAAAAUGAAUCAAAAUGAAACAAAACGUCGUUCAUCUGACAAAAAUGCACACAAGGGAUUUAAAUUUCCUGGAAUCAUUCCCGUUCCUAUUCCAAUUCCAAUACCAUCUACUAAACCAGACUCUGAAAAUAAUGCACCAACCGAUCAAGUUUUAGCUACCAACGAUAACAAAAACACAAAAGAUUUAAAUUUAGAACCAAGUAAACACUUACCAAUCGAAAUGAAAUCAGUAGGUACUCAGACAUCUCUUCAAUUGCAAGACUCAUCUACAGGAGACACUGCAGUUGAUUCCAUUCAGUCUUUUAAAGUAGUUCCUUUAGAUGUCACUGACGUUGGUCAACCACCAAAUAAAGAUGCGGAUACAGAAUCAAAGUCUCCUAACACAGACGAUUUACAAAAACAAGAAUCAAAAGAAUUAUCCAAUCCAAGGAUAUACCCAAUUGUACCGGUAAUUCCCAUCCCUAAAGAUUCAAAUUUGGAAAAAUCUGAAAGUACGGAACACGAUGUUGUUGAGACAAUGCCGGAAGAAAGUGAGCCAGAAAAAGAUAUAAAGUCACAAAGUAGUAAUGAUAAUCAAGAAGGAUUAAAUAAAGACAACCAUCCUCUCAAACCGAUUCCUACAGAUAUAAUAAAUGAAAAUGAAGCAGAGGGCAAAACUAAUGAAUUAGACAUGAAACAAAAAGAAUCAGAACAAAGUAUGCUAGUUACAGACAAUAUGAGUACAGACUCUCAAAAACCGUUAUAUACUGAUACGUCUGAUGGAAAAGCAAGAGAAUCCAUCCCUGAAGACAUAACACAACCAUACAUCGAUAACAAACAGUACGAUGAAAGCAGAGAUUCCAAAAUAGAUUUAGAUGAAAAUAAAAAUGAGAAAUCCGAAGUUUUCGAAAGUGACACUGAUACAGCAAACGAUCUAACAAGUAUAUCAUCUACUGAACCUACUUUUGAGAGUGAAAAGGAAAAAGAUGAGAUAUUUCCAAGCGGUAAUGGUAAAGACUAUGUAGCAGCACCGUUAAUAAUCGAAGAAAUAACCACUCCACCAGAUAAAGAUGCUAAUAAUAAAAAAGAUUCAAUUGACGAUCACCGGGAGGAGAGCAAAGAUAACAUAACUGAUCAAUUUCCUACUAAUAUUCCACCAAAACUUCCAAAGAUUCCAAAGGAAAAAUUUGAUUCUCCUGAUGAAUGUGUAUUACCUGUAAAUGUAGACAACAACGUUAAAAUAAUUACUAAACCACCAAAAGUCCUGACUGAAAGAACAGAUUCAAACGAUAACUCUACAAACGAAAUUACUAAAAGCAUCGAUACUACAAGUAUUCCAAUAUUAUCUCCUGAUCAAUCUGCGAACACAGUAAGAAGCGCAUUAAAAAAAGACUAUAUUAAUGUAGAAUUAGGUUUCUAUAGUCGUCUAAACGACAAAAAUGAACGAGUUAUUACAACGUUCGAUACUAAACAUGUGCCAACUCGAUCACCGAAUGAUUUGGUAACGAUAGUUAAAUCUCAAAUACGGAUUUCUUCAAACGAAAUAAGGAUUCCUGUAGAUGCGGAACAUGACAUGUCUAUUCAAAUCAAAAAGCCUAACCAACGUGUUUCUAUUAACGAAUCUAAAUUCUUGCCCGAUAAUGUUCAAGUGACUAAACCGAAGUCCAUUGAACCCAAUGAUGGGGAAACUAUCAGUCCAAAAACAAACAAAUCUGAUGAAGGCGCCAAGAACGGUGAACUUGAAAUUAGCAUAAUAGAAUUCUAUGAACAGGAAUUAAUUCCAUUACAGUUGAUUAUAAGGAACUUAAGAGAUGAGAUUGAUGUUUUAGCGGCACAACAAUCGGUUUUUAAAGAUAAAAUAUUUUGUACAAACAAAACAAAGACGCGAGCACCCCAUUCGAAUAAAAAAUGUUUUGGGUGUCUGAAAAAAUAA
Spodoptera littoralis (African cotton leafworm) is the source of this 2976-nucleotide messenger RNA. NCBI's taxonomy places the organism in Eukaryota, Metazoa, Arthropoda, Insecta, Lepidoptera, Noctuidae. The record is from the annotation of a GenBank genome assembly.